Molecule: messenger RNA, 2907 nt
Organism: Acipenser ruthenus (sterlet)
Lineage: Eukaryota; Metazoa; Chordata; Actinopteri; Acipenseriformes; Acipenseridae
Product: sulfhydryl oxidase 1-like
Exons: 12
Coding region: 252-2438 (728 amino acids)
Biological process (GO): protein folding
Cellular component (GO): Golgi membrane
Molecular function (GO): flavin-dependent sulfhydryl oxidase activity; protein disulfide isomerase activity
Source: RefSeq, a predicted model, not a curated record
CAAAGUAUAAAUCCGCUGAAUUUAAUACCUGCCAAAAUUUCCAGUUAUACAGUAUAUGUUAACUGAAAACAAAUCUUAUGCUGACACCUCCCGUCAUGUCAAAGUUUGUAGAUGGCGCUAUGCAUCUGACUGGUGACUUUUAAGCGUGCAUAUUUUUGGAUGUUUGUUCUUAUUACAAUGGAUCGGUGGUUGGUUAGUGCAUAAAUAAAUAAAUAAAUAAAUAAGCAGUGACAUACCGAGUAGCCGCAGGCAUGUUGGAUUUUUUUUAUUUUUAUUUUUUUUUAACCAGUAUAUAUAUGUGUGUGUGUGUGUGUGUGUUGCAGAGGGGGAGCGUCGCCGUAGUUAAGUACCACAGACAAGAGGAAUGGGGGCGCGGCUCUCAAGAAUGGAAGCCAGCCAUCAGUCUAGCAGCCAUUGACUGUGCAGACAAGAAGAACCGGAUAUCCUGCGCCCACUUUGAAGUCAACAGAUAUCCCACUUUGAAGUUCUUCCAGGCUUACUCAGAGAGCGGGUCUAAAGGAGAGGUGCUUCAAGACACGUCCAGCAGUGCUCCAAAGCUGCGUCAACUAAUCAUUGAUCUGCUGGAGAGCCAUGUGGAGGCGUGGCCCCCAGCGUGCCCACCCCUCGAACCGGCCAGUGCAGCGGAGCUGAGUGACUUUUUCAAGACGAGCAGCGAGCAGUACCUGGCUCUUGUUUUUGAGGAAGCUUCCUCUUAUGUCGGCCGAGAGGUGACCAUGGACCUGCUUCAGUAUGAGAAGAUCGCUGUGCGCAGGGUCCUGCGCUCUGAAGAGGCUCUGGUCUCCAAGCUGGGAGUCACACACUUUCCAUCCUGCUACCUCCACUUCCCCAAUGGGACUUUCUCCCGGCUCAGCGUACAUGUGGAGGCACGCUCGUUUUACAUAUACUCUCUGCGGAUGCUGCCGGGGGUGGAGCGGGGAGGAUACAAGCCAGUCAUGUCUCUGGCACCUGAGAGGAACACCACGGCUGAUGAAUGGAGACAGUUUGACAGGUCGCGAGUGUACAUGGCAGAUCUGGAGUCCUCUUUGUAUUACUCCCUGCGUGUGGAGGUGGGGACUCACAGCACCAUCUCAGGGGAGCCACUCAGCGCACUCAAAGCUUACAUCACUGUGUUGGUCAAGUACUUCCCUGGCCGGCCGGUGGUAAUGAAGCUCCUGCACUCCCUGGAGUCCUGGCUGAAGAGCCGUGAUGACCCUGAGCUCCAGUACACUGCUCUGGAGACAGUGCUGGACAAUGAAGUGCAGACCCCGGAUGCUGCUCUCCCUGAUGCUUGGAGGUGGGUGUCCUGCCAGGGGAGCCAGCCUCAGUUCCGAGGAUACCCCUGCUCGCUCUGGACCCUCUUCCACCUGCUCACAGUGCAGGCAGCCCACAGCACACACACCCCAGUCCCAGAUCCCCUGGAGGUGCUGCAGGCCAUGCAUGGGUACAUCCAGCACUUCUUCAGCUGCCGGGAGUGUGCUGCGCACUUCAAGAGCAUGGCGGCCGAGACAAUGAGCCGAGUGGACAGCCUGCCCAGAUCAGUGCUGUGGCUCUGGUCCCGGCACAACAUCGUCAACAUCCGCCUUGCAGGUGCUCCAAGUGAGGACCCCAAAUUCCCUAAAGUUCUGUGGCCGCCCCCUGAGCUGUGCCCUCAGUGUCAUGGUGAGUUGAAAGGGGAGCAUUUCUGGAAGAUGGAUCGCAUCCUGGAAUUCCUCGAAGAUUAUUUCUCCCCAGAUCGCAUACUACAAGACUAUCUGGAGGGGGAAGAGGAGCUGCUAACUAGGCAGAGAGCGAAGCUAGCUGCCAGGAAGGAAGAGGCAGCCAGGGUGGUGGUGCGGAAAGCUAGAGGGGCACAAGAGGCGGCUGGAGGACAGGUGACAGACAUGGGGAGAGGGGAACCAGAGGCCGAUGAGGGAGAAGAGGAGGGUGAAGAGGAAGGAGGAGAGAUGGGGAAUCAGGAAGAGGGGGGAGUGCAAGAAGAGACAGCUAACCAUGUACCAUGGGAGAACCCUGAGCUCCCGAGGAAUCACAAGCCCAGCAUCAUCAACAUGAAGCAGAGAGAGAUGGAGGAAGACAUCGUGGAUUUAGACUCUUUUGUUGACCAGCAUUAUAAAAGCAAAGCCCUCCGCGCUCACAAGAGAUCCAUCCAAAAAAGAGAAGACAAACGCAGGCCUCUGCAGAUCCAGCCAGAGAAUUCGGAGGCAGGGGAUUAUGGGGUGGUUCAAAGCCACCGGAAGAAACGCGGUCUGGGGUACGUGAUGGCCAGGGAGGUGCCCCUCCAGAAGCAGCACUGGCUCUCCAUGCUCAGUGUGGGCUUCUCCAGGUUGGACAUCAGCUUGUGUGUCCUGCUGUACUUCCUGUCAUCUAUGUGCCUUCUGGGAAUGUACCUGUUCUUGAAGAUGAGGCUGCGUAUGCCCAGAGGGAAGUUCACCCUACCAUGAAAGCCACCCCUUUGAUUGUCAUUAAUGGAUUGUUCCAAGUGCCUUGGGGAGUGAUGAGGGUCAAGUAAACUGCAAAUGGGAAAGGGGUCCAAUGGGCACAACGGACACCAAAAUGUUUUGUUGAUAUUUGUUCUAAAUAAUACCCGAUUUAAUAUCAAAAUUAUAAUUGCCAAAAUGUGAGACUACAAUUAAUUAAAUAAAAAAUACACGUCUUGAUAUAAAGAUUGAGUAAUUCAGUAAGUUGACUUUAAAUGUAAAAUACCAGUUAGGAAGGAAUACAUUUUUCACUGUCUUGGUAUCAACAAUUAAAUUCCCCAACAAUGUGAUUUGUUAUUAUGAAAAUUAAAAUUGUUGACAUCACUCUUGGAUUCAAAGUUUGCCACCCAAGACGACGCUUUCCUGCAGAUGGCUGCUAAAACUUGUUUCUUUCUCUAAGUUUAAGCAAUAAAAGACAUCUUGUUCAACCAAA